GGCCAUUUUGCGGCGCGAUGAGGCGGGAGCGGCGGUGAGCAGCGCCCGUCCCGCCCGCUCCGCUCGCACCGCCGGGCACGGCCCUCCCGAGGGCGAGCAGGCACAGCCAGGGGACAGCGACACCCCCAGCGCCCCCCGCCCGCCCCUCAGCGCCGGCGGAGCCAUGAGCUGGGGCACGGAGCUGUGGGACCAGUUUGACAACUUAGAAAAACACACGCAGUGGGGUAUUGAUGUUCUGGAAAAGUACAUCAAGUUUGUAAAAGAAAGAACAGAGAUUGAACUCAGCUAUGCAAAGCAGCUUAGGAACCUUUCAAAGAAAUACCAACCCAAGAAGAACUCCAAAGAGGAGGAAGAAUACAGGUACACAUCAACUAGAGCCUUCCUAGCCACUUUAAAUGAAAUGAAUGACUAUGCUGGACAGCACGAGGUCAUCUCAGAGAACAUGACCUCUCUGAUCACUGCAGAGUUAACCCGCUACGUGCAGGAGCUGAAACAGGAGAGGAAAUCGCACUUCCAUGAUGGCAGAAAGGCACAACAACACAUUGAAACUUGCUGGAAACAACUUGAAGCAAGUAAAAGGCGGUUUGAACGUGAUUGCAAAGAAGCUGACCGAGCACAGCAGUAUUUUGAGAAAAUGGAUGCUGACAUCAACGUGACAAAAGCAGAUGUUGAAAAGGCAAGACAGCAAGCCCAGCUAAGACAUCAAAUGGCAGAAGACAGCAAAGCUGAAUAUUCUUCCACCCUACAGAAGUUCAACAGUGAGCAGCAUGAGCAUUACUACACACACAUACCAAACAUCUUCCAGAAAAUACAAGAGAUGGAGGAAAGAAGAAUCGUGAGGAUAGGAGAAUCCAUGAAAACCUUUGCAGAAGUCGACCGCCAAGUGAUCCCCAUCAUUGGGAAGUGUCUGGAUGAGAUAACAAAGGCUGCAGAAUCAGUGGAUCACAAGAAUGAUUCCCAGAUGGUAAUAGAAGCCUUUAAAUCAGGGUUUGAGCCCCCGGGAGAUGUCGACUUUGAGGAUUUCACGCAGCCCAUGAAGAGGACAGUGUCUGAAUCCAGCCUUUCCAACUCCAGAGGGGAUGGGAAGUCAGAGCCCAAGUUCGGUAGCAAAUCCAAGGGCAAGUUAUGGCCAUUCAUCAAGAAAAAUAAGCUUAUGUCCCUUUUAACAUCCCCCCAUCAGCCCCCUCCUCCUCCCCCUGCCUCUGCCUCACCCUCUGCUGUUCCCAACGGCCCCCAGUCUCCCAAGCAGCAAAAGGAACCCCUCUCCCAUCGCUUCAACGAGUUCAUGACCUCCAAACCCAAAAUCCACUGCUUCAGGAGCCUAAAGCGCGGGCAGACACAGUCUUUGUAUAUUCACAAAGAACUCAUGAAGAGGACUUUAGGGACACCCACGUGUGCCGUUGAGGCUAGGGAAUAUGUUCUUUCUCUCAAGCUGGGAGCAGGCCCAGAAGACUUCAGCAAUCUCCCACCUGAGCAAAGAAGGAAGAAGCUUCAGCAAAAGGUCGAUGAACUAAACAGGGACAUUCAGAAAGAGAUGGAUUCAAGAGAUGCCUUAACAAAGAUGAAAGAUGUGUACAUCAAGAACCCCCAGAUGGGAGAUGCAGCCAGCGUGGACCACAGAUUGGCAGAGCUUGGGCAGAACAUUGAAAAGCUGCGAUUAGAAGUUCAGAAAUUCGAGGGCUGGCUGGCGGAGGUGGAGGGGCGGCUGCCGGCGCGGAGCGAGCAGCCCCGGCGCCAGAGCGGGGUCUACGAGGCACAGAACCCGUCAGGAGUGAACAGCUGUGCCCAGGACCGGGAGAGCAGCCCCGAUGGCAGUUACACAGAAGAGCAAAGCCAGGAGACUGAGAUGAAAGUACCUGCAACAGACUUUGACGAUGAGUUUGAUGAUGAAGAACCACUACCCACCAUAGGAACGUGUAAAGCUCUCUAUACAUUUGAAGGCCAGAAUGAAGGAACAAUCUCUGUAGCAGAAGGAGAGAUGCUCUAUGUAAUAGAAGAAGACAAAGGGGACGGCUGGACGCGGAUCCGAAGGAACGAAGAUGAGGAGGGCUAUGUCCCCACGUCCUAUGUUGAAGUCUAUUUGGACAAAAAUGCCAAAGAUUCCUAAAGGUGUUUGUGCUGGUGCAAGAACCUCGGGGCGAGCUUGUCACAGAAGGAGAAACAAAAUGGUCUGUUUACCCUGCAGGCAAUUAAAACACACCCAUGGAAAGCCAGACUCCCACUCUUGUCUGGAGUUCCCACUUGAAAAAUUCAGACCUAAAUUCCAUCCCAGUACCAUUCAGAUGCUUGCUCUUUUCCAUGGCAUGCUACUUGUGGCUUGGAUUUCCUUAUCAGCCUCUCCCACUCUUCUGCCAGCCUGGCACAGCCCCUCUGUCAAACAUAACACACACUUCUCCCAGCCCAGUCCCUCCCAACCUCUGUCAGAGAUCUGCUGGCUGCCCUUGGAUAGCCAGAGAGUCCCAAGCAUGUUCUGGUCUGUCUUCUGUCCCUUGUCCCUCAGUCCAUCUGGAUGUGCACACUGGUCCAUCAGCAUUUCACACGGUGCCUUCAGUGCUGAACCUGCAGGUCCUCUCACCAGAGCGUGGGAAGGAGGUGGAAAACCUCCCCUGGGACAGUGUUACAGCAGCUGGACUGGGCUCUCAGUCUGUCACUAUUAAAUCUGAUCCACAUGCAUCAUUCGACAUUCUGCCUUCCCCAAAAGGUCACUAAUACUUGUCAGCCUUUAUUUCUCUUUUUCCAAAUCCAGGCUGAUGCUCAUUCCAGGUAUUAAACCCCUCUGACCCUGCUGUUUCCUGAAACCCUUCAAGCUCACGUAUGUACUUGUUUUCCUGCUUGUUCUGUCUGCCCCUCCUGUGUCCCUGCUGUUCCUCACACACACACAGACACACACAGACAGUGACAUUUUGGUUGGCAGCCCUUGCUGCUGCUCACAGGCCCUGUUUGGCUCUGGUUUCAGCCUGCAUGCUCGCCCUGUUGCCUUGCCUGCGCCCACCUUCCUCAGGGUCACGUUAUUUUGUGGCUCGUGGUUUAAUCUCUCUGCAGUUUUCUUUUGGUUGGUUUGUUUUUCAGCAUUUCAGACCUGCCUUCUCUUUUUGCAUGACCUCCUGUGCGUUCUCAUCACUUCAUGUUGGAAUAACAGAGGUUUUUUAGAUAAAUAAAAGAGGAAAGAAAAAAAAAAAAAAAAGAAACUGCACUGUUUCCUUCUCCCAUCUUGUCAUGGACUGGACCUGGACCCAGCAGCCAGACAGGAAUUGUGACCACCCUGCUCUCACAUGGUUUGGUUUGAAGCAGAAGCAGGAUAAGUGAUUCUGCACUUUAUCAUGUCAUGCAGUGGUAAGAGAGCUACAAUAUCUCCAAAAAUCACACAAUCUGGACUUCAACUGCCUAACAAAGGGUUAAUUUCCUCUCUAAACUUCUACAAACUUCUAUAUUCUAUCUUGGUUUCCCCUGAAUUGUUACCAUUGCUUGGGUUUUGCAGUCAUGGACAUAUUUGAGGCUUGCAAGAAUCAGUUGCCACUAAAUAGCUCCUGAGGGCCAAAUAAAUUCAUGGAUCCACCCCUUGUUGGGGGAAUCUACUGGCUCUUGUCCAACUCCAGCAUAUUCUGUACAAUCCCCACAAGUUGAGAAAUGUUACAUGGAAGCCACUAUGGGCAGUGACCCCAAAAUGAAACCUCUCAGGGUUUGUUUGCAGGCAGGUGAGUGUUGUUCUGCUGCCUGCUGGGCUGUCCUGCAGGGUCAGCACAUCAAAACACAUCCCAGAAUCUCAGACUGUCCGUGUUGGGAAUGGCCUGGGCUGUCCCCAUGAGGGAUGAAGUGAUUGAAGUGAUUUUUGAGCAGGGUUAUGUGUGGUGUUCAUAGUUCUGUCCCUUUCUCUCCAUUGAAGAUGCCAACUUUUGUUUUUACAAAGUCCCUUGGUGCUACAGUUAUCCUGUAGCUGUUGUGUGAUGGUGCUUAAGAGCUGCCAGCAUGAACCAGCAGAAGGUUUGUGAAUUAAACCCAACCCAAAUGUGCUGAGCACAGGCAGCACCAAUGCUGGGGCUGUUCUGCUGCAGCACUGGAGGGUCAGAACCCACAAAUCACUGCCUCAUCAGGGCUGCUGCUGUGGUCACUGAGCUGUUCUGAUCAAGAGCAGAACGGGAUCCCCUGGUUGGCACCUGUGGCUUUGUGCAAAGGCUUUGUGGUCUCCACCUGCCAGGAGAUCUAAAGGGUUGAACAAUUAACAGGUGUGCAAAAAUAUCAUUAAAAUAUUUUUAGCUGCAGUAUUUUUAUUCUCGUGUCCAAUGCACUAUUGAAUCAGCAGCUAAGAAUUCAUUUUCACCUAUUGUUGUGCCAUCUAUGUAAAAAUUAGAUCAAAGUUUGCUUUUCUAUAUUUAAUCUGGGUGGACAGUAUAUUAUUGUCAGCCUCUGUGGAACAUUGGAACAAUUGCAAUGUCUGUGUUUUGAAAUUGUGCUGUAGAAGGAGCAUUAGCUUUAGCUGACUGAUUGAUUCCUGAAGUUUUAAUAAAAGACCAUGUAUGGAGUUUUUAUAAACUUGGCAAGUAGUUCCCAAAAGCCUGGAUCUUAAAACUUAUUUAAGAAAUAGUCACAGUCAUAUCUCAUAGUCUGCACAUGUUUAUUCUGCUGCUGUUAUUCAGGGUAAUGAAUAAUUUUUGUAGAAUUUACCUUUGGCAAACGCUGAAGAACUAAAUGUGUGACUGGUUUAUAAAAACUCUGCUUGGAUUUACUAAUCUUGCCCAGCAGCGUGGACUGUACAUCCUAUGAAAUUUCACGAUCCCCAGCAAAAGUCUCUAAUGCCCUUUCUUAACACCUGUAAAUAGAGAAGAAACAUAUUUACUGAUACUCAAAGUUGUGUUUAAUGCUGAGUAUUUUUCAGAAGUUCAUUUAAUUUGAUGCAUAUUGUUCUUUGGUUUUUUUGUUUUCCUGCCUGAAAUGUCAGAAGACCUAAAAGAAGCCAAAUUCUAUUUUAACAUGAUGAUGUCGAGCACUUUUUUAUUUGUAUAUGUGUGUGUAUGUGUGUUUGAGCACUGAUCUCGAGAUCUCGGUGGCAUCUCAGUGUUGUGAUUUCAUUGCCAAUGUAAAAGGUUCUGGUGUUGCCCAUUCAUUUCUGGAGACAGAAUUCAAUCAAAUAAAGUGCUUCCAUUUGAAAGCGAAUAUUGACCUUGUAGCAAUGAAACAAAGUCAUCUGCAUAUUUAAAUAAACAUUUAAUUCCAGAAA
Pyrgilauda ruficollis (rufous-necked snowfinch) is the source of this 5215-nucleotide messenger RNA. It is a transcript of the gene FNBP1, whose product is annotated as formin binding protein 1. Gene Ontology annotation, biological process: signal transduction; endocytosis. The transcript is spliced from 18 exons. Lineage: Eukaryota; Metazoa; Chordata; Aves; Passeriformes; Passeridae. Bases 164 to 2107 code for a protein of 647 amino acids. The record is from RefSeq and is a predicted model, not a curated record. Gene Ontology annotation, molecular function: protein binding.